Rubroshorea leprosula is the source of this 610-nucleotide messenger RNA. The record is from the annotation of a GenBank genome assembly. Lineage: Eukaryota; Viridiplantae; Streptophyta; Magnoliopsida; Malvales; Dipterocarpaceae.
AAUUUUGUUCCAAUAAUGAGGACCAAAGCCUAACUCUUCCAAAAGAAGAAGAAAAGGUAGAAAUAAUGAAGAAAUCAAAUUUUCCGCGCAUUCUGCUCUUCUUCUUCUCCCUUGCAGCCGAACAAGGAGCCCAAGCCACCGACAACACCCACCCUCUUGAGAAACGGUAAAAGCUUGAUUUUUCCCUUCUUUCUUGUUCAAGAACAAGAUUUAGAACUUAGAAAUCUUCUCCCCACAGAAAAUUUCAGAUUUGCUUUGUUCCUUCCCCUCCGUCCGUUGCUCUUGACUAUGGGUGUGAAAUUUUUCGGUUUCUGAUCCCCUAAGUUCUUCACUUCCCGCCGGUUUCCCUAACCCACCAGCUCCGAUUCUGCUUGCUGAAUUUCUGGAAGUGAAACCCGAGACUCGGUUAACUAGGGGGAGUGACGAGCUAGAAGGCUAGUCAGUAUUUUGGAUUUAGAUCAUUUUUGGACUUAAGCCGUUAGCCACAAAUGCUUGACAUAGGUGUAAAAUGAUUAAUCAUUUUUUUUUGUAUAUUGAGUUUCCCUUGGUUAUAGCCAUGACUGUCUUAUAAACUUUUGUACAUCUUGACUAGUAAAUUUUGGUAAUGGAA